AUGCCGCUCGCUGCCCGCGCUCCUGUUUGGAUCGUCGCCGGUAUCGACUGAGACGAGCUCCGACCAGCAAGUCUGCCCUGAUCUUGCCGCCCGCUCCGUGCCAUGGCCGAUCAUCAACUCUCCACUAUUGCCUGCGAAACAGCCCUCCAGCUCUACUCCCGACACCGGCGUCAGAUCCAACAGCAUGAGCCCGUCAUCUCCCGAUCAGACCGUCUUCUGCUUGGAUCGCUCCUCUCGCACCAACGCAUGCAAGCGUCCUCGUCGUUGCCCCUGGAUUUUGAGUUGCUGCCUGGCCAGAUGUGUGAUCUGGUCGGAAUCCCUGGAUGCGGCUCGGUCGAGACUCUGCUGGCGAUCCUGGCUUUAGCGCUGCUGCCGAAGUGCUUGGUCCGACCUUCAUUCCACCCACUCCCUCCAAGAUGGGUUGGAGGGCGAGGGCAGCGAGUGGUUCUGCUCAGCAGCGGAUCAUCAUGGAGCAUGACCCAGCUCAAGGCUCUUAUGAGAGCUGCUCUUCAAGACCCUCCAGUAUCGGCAGCCGUCAACUCGUCCAAACCGCACUCAGCAGCUGCUUAUAAUUCAUCUGCAGCAGCGCUUCGAUCAUACCCAGCGGCUUCGGCGGCGUCUCCGACACCGUUCGGCUCGCAUCCGUUUUCCCAGUCGCGGCUGACCCCAGACGAGAUCGAGCAAGUCCUGACCGAAUCGCUCGGCCGACUCACCAUCCUCCGUCCAUCAUCGCCGCUGUCGUUACUUGGGGCGUUGAGACAGACAGGUGACAUUGUCGAAUCGCACCUGGACUCGGAUCUCUCACAGUAUCUGCAAGGCAGCGAUGGGGACGACAGCAGCAGCGGAGAUAGUCGCCAUGGCCUUGUGGUGAUCGACAGCCCGUCGUCGUUCUACUGGCUCGAGCGAUCCGAGGAAUGGGUUCUUGGCCAUUCACAGACCGGCAGCUACCAGCGGGCAUUCGCCCGGGCCACCAAGGCACUCAUGGACGAACAUCAGUUGGCGAUUCUGCUCCAUCGCUGGGAACUGUUCCGGAAGCGGCAGGAGGGGCCGGCACCAACAGCAGGCUCUCCAUCGGCGCUGCAACUCUCGGGCUCUCCGCCAGCGAUACUGCUAUCCCCUGGUGGGAAUCCGGUUGCUUGGGCCCAGAUGGUGCGGCAUGUGUUGGAGUUUCGGGACCGUAGCGGGUCGUCAGUCAUUUACACUGCUCAUGAAACAAAACAGGCGUCCCGUUGAGGUCCAUGGUCGAUUGCUCGAUUAUGAAUAUACGCAUCUCCACCG
Molecule: messenger RNA, 1278 nt
Organism: Polychytrium aggregatum
Lineage: Eukaryota; Fungi; Chytridiomycota; Chytridiomycetes; Polychytriales
Exons: 3
Coding region: 103-1233 (376 amino acids)
Biological process (GO): double-strand break repair via homologous recombination
Cellular component (GO): Rad51B-Rad51C-Rad51D-XRCC2 complex; replication fork
Source: RefSeq, a predicted model, not a curated record